Phaeoacremonium minimum UCRPA7 is the source of this 2208-nucleotide messenger RNA. Its product is annotated as putative ph-response regulator protein pala rim20 protein. Lineage: Eukaryota; Fungi; Ascomycota; Sordariomycetes; Togniniales; Togniniaceae. The coding region runs from base 1 to 2208 and encodes 735 amino acids. Gene Ontology annotation, molecular function: protein binding. Gene Ontology annotation, cellular component: endosome. The record is from RefSeq and is a predicted model, not a curated record. The transcript has 3 exons.
AUGAAUCCUAGCAGCAACCAGCUGACGUUGCCCUUCCGCAAGUCGACACACAUCUCCCUCUCCACUGCCCUUCGGCAGUACAUCUCCAAGAAAUAUGACCAACACCCGGAUAUGUUUCGCCAUGACCUCGAGGUGAUCGACGCACUCCGCCGUGAUGCAGUCAACGUGCGCGAGGCCCAUCCUAGUGGUAUCAAGAAGCUGCAGGCAUACGCGGGCCAGUUGAUGUGGGUGUCCGGAAAAUUCCCGAUAGAUAUUGGCGCAGACUUUACCUGGUAUCCGGCACUAGGAUACAACACCGAGCGGCCGUUAGUACAGAACAAUCUCAAGUACGAACUUCUCAAUAUACUAUUCAACCUGGCCGUCCUCUACAGCCAGCUUGGGUUGGCAUCAAAUCGCGGAUCUCCCGAUGGUCUCAAGACCGCAGCGAACUACUUCAACCAGGCAGCCGGCGUCUUAAGCCACAUGAAGACGGCAGUGCUGCCAGAGCUGCGCAUGCCUACACCGCCGGAAGACUUGGACGAAUCGACACUAGAGUCUCUGAUGCAACUACAAUUGGCACAGAGCCAGGAGUGUUUCUGGCAAAAGGCCGUUCUGGACAAAUACAAGGAUGCGAGCAUCUCCAAGGUAGCCGCUAGGGUUAGUGACCUCUACAACCUUGCGGGCGAGGCAGCGAUGAAAAGCGAGGCUAUCAGCAGUAGCUGGAUCCACCACAUGAGUGCGAAGCACCAUCAUUUUGCUGCGGCGGCGCAGUUCCGGGCAGCAUGUGACUGCCUUGAGAAGCGCAAAUACGGGGAGGAAGUAGCGCGGUUGAAAGACGCCGUGACGUGUGUGGACGAGGGUCUGAAGGAAAGUAGAGGCGGUUACCUCAGCAAAGCCGUCCUGGAUGACUUGAAUGGGCUAAAGAAGAGACUAGAGGACGAUCUCCAGAGGGCAGAAAGAGAUAAUGAUAUGAUCUAUCUGAAUCCCGUUCCCGCUAAGUCGGAACUCAAAAUUCUCGAGCGCGCAAAUAUGGCUGUGGCCCGUAUCCCGCCGCAGUUAGCCAAUCCUGGCGAUUAUCUCGGUGACCAUGCAGAAUUUGGCCCGCCACUCUUUCACAAACUUGUACCUUACUCGGUACACGUGGCCGUGUCGAUCUACGAGGAGCGUCGUGACCGCCUUGUGAAUCAAAACAUCAUCCAAGAGCUUGAAGUACUUACCGAGCGGUUGCACGAAAUACUAUCCAGCCUCAACCUUCCUGGAUCGCUACAGGCACUGGAAAAGCCGCUCGGCCUCCCUGGCAGCCUGGUUCAACACGCUGAAGAGAUCCGCCAAGGUGAUGCGCUGAGCCGAAUUCAGCGGUCUUUCGCAGAUAUUGAUAAGCUGCGGACGGCAGACUGUGCGAUUUUUGACGAAGGCAAGGCACUGCUUGCCGCUGAGGAAGAAGAGGAUAACAAACUUCGAAUGAAAUACGGCACGGAACGGUGGAAUCGCCCCAACGGCAGAUCUGAUCCCCACGGUGUCAAGCUGUGGGGACAGGCAAACGAGAUCGAGGGCUACUUCGCAUCUUCUAUUUCUAGCGAUGGCGUUGUGCGUGAUAAAUACAACGCGGUGGAAUCUACCUUGACCAUUCUUGCAGGUCCUGACCGCGGCAUCAUGGAUUUUGUUCCGAGCAGCCGCAAGACAGAGAUCCCGGAGGCUGUGAAACCAGCCUUGGGAAGGCUGCGUGGGGUGUACAACGAUGUGCUGCGGCUAGAAUCACGCCGACGCAAACGCGUGGAGAUCUUACGAGAAAAGGCUCGAGCAGACGAUAUCAAACCUGACAUUCUCAAAGAGGCGGCACGUCUGGAACGAGCAUAUCCAAAUACGCCCAUAGUGGCAGCGCAUUUUGAAGAUUUUUUUGAGAAGCGACUCGAUGCUACUUACGAACCUGAUCUAGAACUGAUCGAUAAAGAGACCGCUGAGCAGGAAAAGUUAUUGGCGGACAUCACUCGGGUCAACCGCGAGUUCGAGGCGCAGAAGAAGACCGCAGGUGACCGAGGGACAAGAGAGCGCGAGGCAGCGCUACAGAAGCUUGAUAAUGCUUAUUAUAAAUAUAAGGAGAUCGUAAACAACGUAGAGGUAGGGCGUAAAUUCUACAACGAUCUAAGUCGAAUCGUCGGUCAGUUCCGGGACCAGUGCCGGAAUUGGGUCACCGAGAGGCGGAAGGAUGCAAGAGCAUUUGAGGAGUGA